AUUAUUCAAAGGCAAUGAAUUAUUAUCAUUUCCAUGGGGUAUAACCGAUUAAAAAAAAACAGUAACUCACAGAGCUUUUCUUUUUCGCUUUAAUGUAUUCUAAAGGGGCAUUGAGUAGUAGUUUUUGCUCCGUUGUUUCCAAAACUUCGGAAUUUUCUUGGUGAGUGUUUUCAGGGGCUUUUAUUAUUCAUUUUGGGCUGUUGGGGUUUUGUUUUUUUGGAGGGGUUGACCUAAGCGGAUUAAUUUACUUUGGUGUCUGAUUUGGAGAUUCUCUUGUUUUUGGCAAUGAUUUGGUGGUUUUUCUCAAUGGGGUAUGUGGAAUGAAUCUGGUGAUGGAUUUGAUGGAUUUAAAGCAAGUUUUUUUCCUGAAAUAUUUAGUGGGUUUUCGUUGUUUUACAUGUUGAAGAAGAAGCUAUAUUUGGGGUAAUUCUCAAGGUCUGACCUUUUGAGAACGAGCUGGCUUAAUCACUUGAGGUUGCUGUGUUUUUUUUUGGGUGUGAGGGUUAAUGUAAAACUGGGUCUUCGUUUUAGAUUUAGAAAGUGCCUUGCUUUGAGAAAAUGGCUUGCAUGAAACUUGGAUCCAAAACUGAUGCCUUUCAGAGGCAAGGGCAGGCUUGGUUCUGUACAACUGGACUUCCUAGUGACAUUGUUGUUGAAAUUGGAGAAAUGUCCUUUCAUCUUCACAAGUUCCCUUUACUCUCAAGAAGUGGUGUUAUGGAAAGAUUAAUCGCAGAAGCAUCUGACGAAGAAGAAAAGUGUUUUAUAUGCAUCUCUGACAUUCCCGGAGGGGCCAAAACUUUUGAACUUGUUGCGAAGUUCUGCUAUGGAGUGAAACAUGAACUCACUGCCUCAAAUGUUGUGUACCUUCUAUGUGCUGCUGAUCAUCUAGAAAUGACUGAGGAAUAUGGGGAAGGCAAUCUUAUUGUACAGACUGAAACCUUUCUUAAUCAAGUAGUCCUCCGGAAUUGGAAAGAUUCUCUAAGAGCACUUCAAACAUGUGAUGAUAUUAUCUCUUAUGCUGACAAACUGAAUAUUACUAAAAGGUGCAUCGAAUUGUUAGCCACAAAGGCAUCUACUGACCCCAACUUAUUCGGGUGGCCCAUGAUGGAACAAAGUGGUCCAAUGCAGAGCCCUGGUGGAAGUGUGUUGUGGAAUGGGAUAAGUACUGGGGCCAAACCAAAAAAUACAAGUUUGGAUUGGUGGUAUGAGGAUGCAUCAAGUUUAAGUUUACCUCUCUAUAAGAGAUUGAUUUCAGCCAUGGAGUCUUGUGGUAUCAGAGAGGAGAUAAUUGCCGGCUCACUCACUUUUUAUGCAAAAAAGUACCUACCUGGUUUGAUCAGGCGUCAGGGUGCUAAGGAUUCUAACUCGAGUGCCUCUCUUGCACCUGUGGCCUUGGGGGCUCCUCUAUCUGAAGAAGAUCAAAAAAUUUUGCUGGAGGAGAUUGAUAGGUUGCUUCCUAUUAAAAAAGGUCUUGUCUCAACCAAGUUUUUGUUUGGACUGCUUCGGACAGCCAUGAUUAUUCGAGCAAGCCCCUCUUGUAUAUCUAACUUUGAGAAAAGGAUUGGGUUGCAGCUUGAUAAAGCAACUCUGGAAGACCUACUGAUGCCUAAUUUCUCUUAUUCCAUGGAAACACUUUACAACGUGGACUGCGUGCAGCGAAUUCUUGAGCAUUUUCUUGCCAUGGACCAAAUCAUUGGUGGUGCCACUCCAUGCUCGGCUGAUGAUGGCCAGAUUAUUGGCUCGCCGUCAUUAACACCCAUUACGAUGGUAGCCAAGCUAAUUGAUGGGUACCUUGCGGAAGUUGCCCCUGAUGUUAAUUUGAAGCUCCCCAAGUUCCAGGCUCUUGCUGCAUCAGUUCCUGAAUAUGCCCGGCCAUUAGACGAUGGUCUUUAUCGUGCCAUAGACAUUUAUCUCAAGUCACACCCAUGGUUGUUGGAAUCCGAAAGAGAACAACUAUGCCGGCUGAUGGACUGCCAGAAGCUCUCCUUGGAAGCCUGUACCCAUGCUGCACAAAACGAGAGACUGCCACUGAGAAUAGUUGUCCAAGUCUUGUUCUUCGAGCAGGUUCAGCUUAGGACUUCAAUUGCCGGUUGCUUUUUGGUUUCAGAUAAUAUUGAUGGAUCACGACAGUUAAGAAACGGGUUUGCAGGUUCAACUGAUGGAGGGUGGACCUCAACUGUGAGAGAAAAUCAGGUUUUGAAGGUAGGCAUGGAUAAUAUGAGAAUGCGGGUUUCCGAGCUUGAGAAAGAAUGUUCAAACAUGACGCAAGAAAUAGAGAAGCUAGGUCGGGGGAAGGGCCCUUCAAGCACUUGGGGUACUGUAUCGAAGAAAUUCGGAUUCAAGUUGAAGUCUCAAAUGUGCAGUGCACAGGAGAAUUCUAUAAGCAACCAGAAGAAUGGAAAUGGAAAGAUUGAGAAAGUGCAGGAAAUGAAAGUUGAGCACAAAAAGUACUCGAGUAAAGAUGACUAAUACAAUCAAUCACAAUGAAGUUUCUUGUAUUCAUCAUUCUGAUCCUUUUGGUAGUCAUUGUUAUUGUUGUUGUUUAGUUGUACUUCUAAACUUUGUUAUAAACCAAGCUUCCCACCUUUGACCCCCUGUAACUGUGUACCAUAUCCCAUUUUACUUUUCCUUUUAAAAAACACCCAUUUGGUCUCCAGAUUCUGAAUUAUGUGCCAGAUGGAGAUGAUGGUGAAAGUGUAAUUCAAUUUGUUUCAUUCAUGUACUGUUUCCCUU
Messenger RNA from Hibiscus syriacus, 2733 nucleotides. RefSeq names its product BTB/POZ domain-containing protein At1g30440-like. Lineage: Eukaryota; Viridiplantae; Streptophyta; Magnoliopsida; Malvales; Malvaceae. The record is from RefSeq and is a predicted model, not a curated record. The transcript has 4 exons. Gene Ontology annotation, molecular function: protein binding. The coding region runs from base 559 to 2469 and encodes 636 amino acids.